This is a messenger RNA of Plasmopara halstedii, 324 nucleotides long. RefSeq lists its product as uncharacterized. The coding region runs from base 1 to 324 and encodes 107 amino acids. NCBI's taxonomy places the organism in Eukaryota, Oomycota, Peronosporomycetes, Peronosporales, Peronosporaceae. The record is from RefSeq and is a predicted model, not a curated record. The transcript has 4 exons.
AUGUACGCGCGUGUGGAUGUGCAGCAGGGCUGUCGUAGCUUUGAUCUUGAGGAAGCUUCUUUAGGUAAGCAACCCAUCGAGCGAGCGCUGUAUCCAAGUGUGGAUAUCGCACGGUUUACGUGGAAGAUUAAGAGCUUCUUGUCGUGGCCAAUUAAGUGUCGGAUGUUUGUCUUUAUAAUUGCAGAUCUGAAGACGUUGUGCAUUCGUAAAAGACGUACGUGGACGCUUGACUUUUUCUGGCACUGUAUUGAAAGACGCCAUCGUAAGCGGGGGAGACGACUGGGCUUAAAGAAUGAUGAAGGAGAGAGAGGACAAGAACGAUGA